AUGAAGAGAGCCUCCGAAUCGAGGCCAGGCUGGGCUUCGCUAGCUGAAGAGUGUGCGAGAAGUUUUUCACACAUGUCCUGGCAAGGUGGAAUGCCACCGGGCCAUGGGUGGCCACCAACUCACCAUGGCCAGCCUCCUAACAUGAUGGGCAUGGACCAAAAUGGAUAUCCUAGUUAUCCACCUUACAGUCAACAGAAUGGAGAUAAUUGGGGUCAACACCAUCCAGGGUUUCCUGGCGGGCCCGAGAAUGGCGCCCAUUACCCAAUGACAAGUCAACCUGGUUUUCCUGGACAGCCGUAUCCUGGAAUGCCUGGGCCGAAUCCAUACGGAAUGGGUGGACCAGGUUUUCCUGGUGGUCCCGGUCAACCAUACGGCCACCCAGGCUUUCCACCGGUAUCAAUGGAGGGCUCGAUGGGACAGAUGGGUUAUCCUCCGAUGCCUUCAGCGAGCUUUCCUGGCCCCAACCCUUCAAAUUUUACGCCAACUUCUCAACAACCGCAGCGACCUCGUCCAAGCUCAACGAAUGUGACAUCAGUUUACAAGCAGUCGAUGGCAACACCUACACCUAGCCAUCCACAUCCACCAGGCGUCUCUCCGAAUCCCAUGUUCAGUCAGGCAAAUGCUCCUCGCAACACAUUCCCGGGAGCACCCAUUCCUCAAGCACCAAGACCUCAAGCUCCGCAAGUGCAGCAAGAAUUACGAGCGCCCUCCCCUGCUGCUCCCGUGGGUUCUGCACCGAUGCCCGACUUUAGUUUCAAUAAUCGAGGUGCCCCUGCACCAACUACAUAUUCCCGCGCCCCAGCUCCCACACAAAUGAAUGGAGCACCCCCAGCUUCAACACUGCCUCCAAAGCCACAAGAAUCUUCGUUUCAUUCUCUAAGUAGCGGGCCUCCACCGAUGUCAGUUGCUCCAGGAGCAAUCGGACGCCAACAGCCUCCUCCUUUAACUCGGCCUCCACAGCCUGGAGGAUUUUCAGCACAGCUUCAAUCACCUCCGCCUCCCGCUGUGAAUCAGCCACUUCCACAGCAGUCAACUUCACAAGUACCACCACCACCACAACUAGCUGUAGCGCCACCAACUGCAGCUCCCGUACCGGCAUCGCCAGCGUUGAAUCAACCACAAACAUUACAAGCCCCUCAAGCUCAACAGCAACAACAUGUUCAGAAACCAACAGUCCAGCCUCUUCCGGAGCCAGUUCAAGAUCCCAUUCCCCCAAUCAACCAACAAACCCCUAAUAUUUCCCAAGCACACAAACCAGUAGCACCAGUAGGAGAGCCACCAGCAGUUGCCCCUGAGCUACAAGCAGAUUCUCCUGUACCGCCGAAACCAGCUGAAGAGACUUCUCCUUCAGUUCCCGCUAGUCCACCCAAGCCUCCACAGUUGCAGCCAAAACCUAUUUCUCCACAAGAAAAACAGGAGAAAACCGCAGUUGAAACUGGUCCACCAAAGCUUUCUCCUCCAAAGUUGGCUCAUCCUUCAAUUGCAAGCGGCGGACAAGCCGAGACACAACCAAGCAACGUAUCAAAGGUCCCGGAAUUCUCGGACUCAGAGGAAGACACAGAUAAAACUAACGAUGUUGAUGAUAUCGCUGCUAAACUUUCUUCUGAAGAUGAAAACGACAAGAAGGAAAAUCUCGAUCCUAAUUUGGAGAAAAACGAGAAAACGGCACCAGAAAAUGGUGUCCUUGAGGAAAGGUCUUCAGCUAAAAACACAACCGAAAAUUCUGACGAAGACGAUCAGGAGGCAGAAGACACUAGGGAAAAAGACUUCUGCUCGAAUCACAACUGA
Oikopleura dioica is the source of this 1788-nucleotide messenger RNA. The record is from the annotation of a GenBank genome assembly. Lineage: Eukaryota; Metazoa; Chordata; Appendicularia; Copelata; Oikopleuridae.